AUGGCUCUGGAUGCAUUGCUACAAGGGUUGAGCCUGUCAGGCGUUUUGACAGCAGUGGCCAUCUCCUCGCUCUUCUUGGUAUUUGUGAGGCGACGAUACGGCUCGUCAAUCUCUGAUGUCCCCGGUCCCUUCAUUGGGAGUUUCUCGGUUCUCUGGCUGCUAUGGAGCAUAUUACGUGGUCAGCUGGGACAAGCCACUAUUGAAGCCCACAGAAAAUACGGCAAGUUGGUCCGCAUUGCAUACAAUGAGGUCAGCAUCAGCGAUCCAGACGGUAUCGAGCAAGUUCUCAAAAGUAAAAUGGACAAGGGUGAUUGGUACAAAAUCACCAGUCUUCCGGAUUCAAGGUUCAUAAAUCAGAUGAGCGAGACCAAUGCCAGACGGCAUAUCGAGAAGCAAAAGAACAUCGCGUCCGGUUACACGCUAUCAAACAUUAUCAAAUCCGAGCCAUACAUCGACAACCUGCUCUCCCUUUUCCGAAGCCGACUCGACGAGCUUGCCGCCGCGAAGCAGCCCGUUAAGUUUGAGCAAUGGUUUAAUUACCUCGCCUUUGACAUCGUUGGUGAAGUUACCUUUUCCCGGCAGUUUGGCUUCCUCGUGCAAGGCCGCGACAUCGGUAAUGCAAUCGCUAACCAAGGAUUUCUUACGCUUUACCUCUCUGUCGUAGGGUAUUUCCAAUGGGUUCACAAUCUACUUCUCGCAAACCCUCUCAUAGAGUAUUUUAACCUCCAACCGGCAAUGCACGUCUUCGAUACGUGUGUCGCUGCUAUCGAUGCCCGCUCAAAAAACGACAAAGUCCGUAAAGACAUGAUUGAGCAGUGGAUGGGCACCCGGAAAAAACAUCCAGAGUCCAUGGACCAAAAAGAGAUCUUCGCCGCGGCAGUCGCGACCAUCGGUGCUGGCGCGGAUACCAUCAGCGCGGUCUUACAAGCGCUGUUCUACUACCUCCUCCGAAGCCCAAAGACGUUUGAUCUCUUGCGAGAAGAGAUUGAUAACGCUCAGCUCUCCUCGAUCCCCAGUUACGAAGAGACUCAGAAAUUGGAGCUCCUUCAAGCCUGCAUCAAGGAGACUUACCGCUUCCAUACCCCUGUUUCCCUGAACCUUUCACGCAUCUCUCCACCGGGUGGCGUUAUAGUAUGCGGCCGACAUUUUGAACCCGGCGUCCUGCUUUCCAUCAAUCCCUGGGCAAUCCACCGUCUCACGUCAAUCUUUGGCGCCGACGCCGACUCCUUCAACCCUCUUCGGUGGCUGGGCAGCUCCGAUUCGAUCAGGCAGAUGGAUCGAAACAUGGUUGCCUUCGGCGCGGGCUACAACCAAUGUCCCGGACGGAAUCUGGCGCAUCUGGAGGUGAGCAAGGCAGCAGCGUUGAUGGUGCGGGACUACGAUAUCAAGCAGGUCAAUCCGGGGCAGGAGUGGAAGUUCAUGUCGCAUUUCGCUGCCAUUCCACACGACUGGCCUUGUUGGGUGACCCCGAGAAAGCGGAGCUAG
Messenger RNA from Coniosporium apollinis CBS 100218, 1485 nucleotides. RefSeq lists its product as uncharacterized. Lineage: Eukaryota; Fungi; Ascomycota; Dothideomycetes. The transcript is spliced from 3 exons. The coding region runs from base 1 to 1485 and encodes 494 amino acids. Gene Ontology annotation, molecular function: iron ion binding; monooxygenase activity; heme binding. The record is from RefSeq and is a predicted model, not a curated record.